Triplophysa rosa is the source of this 1031-nucleotide messenger RNA. Its product is annotated as melanopsin. NCBI's taxonomy places the organism in Eukaryota, Metazoa, Chordata, Actinopteri, Cypriniformes, Nemacheilidae. The coding region runs from base 1 to 978 and encodes 325 amino acids. Gene Ontology annotation, biological process: G protein-coupled receptor signaling pathway. Gene Ontology annotation, molecular function: G protein-coupled receptor activity. The record is from RefSeq and is a predicted model, not a curated record. The transcript is spliced from 7 exons. Gene Ontology annotation, cellular component: membrane.
AUGAGUUCAGGGCAGGGGCACAAGACCGUCCGUGCUAUUCACACAUUUAGCGUGAACACUUCACAUAAUAUAACUGAAUCAGAGGAGAAGUAUUGGUCCAGAGUUGAGAAAUCUGUGCUUGGUCCCAUUCUCAGCAUGGAGAUGGUAUUAGGUGUUCUGGGAAAUGGACUGGUUUUAGUAGUUAAAAUUGUGUGUAAAGACCAUUUUCGGUGCAUUUACUGGCUGCCAUUUGUCAGCCUCACGCUCUCAGAUUUCUUCUGCUCUAUUCUCAUAAUCUGUGGCUCUCUCUUGGCUGUUCUGAGCGAAGGUCAGAUCUCACCAUGGUGUGAGGUGGUCAGUCUGCUAAAAUUCACCUUCAUCACUUCUUCUUUUGGAAGCAUAGCGGUUCUCUGUGUUCAGCGUUUUUUAGGUAUCCCCUCCAAAGGUAAAGGGCUGUCAGUUCUCAUGGCAAUAGCAUGUUUGGCAUCAUGGUGUACUGGAACUAUGUUUGGAGCAGUGCCGGUAGGCUAUAACUGGAUAAAGUAUGACCCUGCAGAAAUGCUGUGUGCAGUUUUCUGGGAAAGCAGUUACUCCGACAUGCUGGUUUACAUCCUCUGUACCUUCUCAAUCUCCAUCUUUGUCCCAUUAAUUCUUAUACUGUUCUGCUGCAUCCUGACUUAUGUAGGAUAUGGGAAAAACUGUGCCAGUGAGGAUGACCUGUCUUCUGUCACUCCACUACUGGUGAUCCUGUAUCUGUUCUGUUAUGCUCCAUUUACUGCAUCUGAGUUAAUUCUCCUCGGAAGGCUCGACCUGUCUCCUUCUCCUGACUGGCUGAGAUCACUUUCAUCCGUCAUGGCGUAUCUGGACUGUUGUUUGAACCCCUUCAUCUACUGCACAAAUAAAGACUUCCGAGAGGCAGUGCUCAUACUGCUGUGGAACAAUAAGAAAUUACACCAUUCUGAGCCAGUUCUAACCGGCAUUACAAAACUUGAAAUAUGAGUAUUAUUCGCAAAUCCUAAAAUGAUAAAUAUUAUAAAAAUGUUUGCAAAACU